Molecule: messenger RNA, 817 nt
Organism: Annulohypoxylon maeteangense
Lineage: Eukaryota; Fungi; Ascomycota; Sordariomycetes; Xylariales; Hypoxylaceae
Exons: 2
Coding region: 1-591 (196 amino acids)
Source: RefSeq, a predicted model, not a curated record
AUGUCGGCACAGCCGCAGACUGAACUUUCCCCGCAGAUUUCUCCGGACCUCCGCAGAACCACGACAUACCUGACAGGUCACAAUGAGGAGGGGAAAGCAAAAGUGCACUCGGCACGGCCGGCAGCUUGGAAGGCAUUCGACGAGGGAACCAUGGGUUUCAACCAGAUUUACACCAACUCUUUCCCAUCGAACCUCAAUGAUGAUGCCGACGUGAAAUUUCACGAACAGAUAAUUUCAAGCGGGAAUCUGGGACUAGCCACCAGGAACGGCGUUGUGUGCCGGAUGGUAGACUUCGGCCCUCAAUACGAGUGCAUGAUGCAUCGGACUAAGUCCCUGGACUUUGGGAUUAUCGUCGAGGGUGAAGUGGAGAUGAAGUUGGAUGACGGGUCGACGACUCUCAUGAAGCGCGGCGACGUGGCAGUUCAGCGCGCCACGAUGCACGCUUGGCGUAACCCGAGCACGACGAACUGGGCUCGUAUGGUCUUUGUCCUACAGGAUACGAAGCCUCUAUUCGUCAACGGAGAGAAGUUUGGUGAGGAUUAUGGAAGGGGGACUGAAGGAUUGCCGCCUAGUGGGAAUGAUGAGGAGUAAUCUAUGAAGUACUUGUCGGUCGCUAUGAAGUUAGCAAGUCUAACACCUGGUGACUUAUUAUGAAUUAAUAAAUAGUUGACGUUCAUUACAUGAGUACCUAUCGCAUGUCUAUUUUAGGAACUAUAUCGUGUGAUAUGUCUAAUAUUGAACGACGAAUUCAGGGUCCUCAGUUUAAAAGGUUGAAUUAAUUAAGAAAAAUAUUCGAUGUUUGUAGUUAAUAUAGAGU